Triplophysa rosa is the source of this 1982-nucleotide messenger RNA. RefSeq names its product red-sensitive opsin-1. Gene Ontology annotation, cellular component: photoreceptor outer segment; membrane. Gene Ontology annotation, biological process: phototransduction; G protein-coupled receptor signaling pathway; visual perception. The record is from RefSeq and is a predicted model, not a curated record. Gene Ontology annotation, molecular function: G protein-coupled receptor activity. The transcript has 6 exons. The coding region runs from base 369 to 1442 and encodes 357 amino acids. NCBI's taxonomy places the organism in Eukaryota, Metazoa, Chordata, Actinopteri, Cypriniformes, Nemacheilidae.
CCUAAAUUUUAAAGCCUCCAGAAGGCAUCACUAAAUUAUGUCACCUUAUAAUCACUGCCGACGUCACCGUGCCAAAUGGCAUAGUACGAUGUUUUGGUUCACCUGUCGUGGCAUCGACAAUCCUAGGAAGCAACAGUAGCUUAGGCCUUCUGUUAGCCUAAGAAAUGACUCUUUGUUCAGUUUCUCGUGCCAGUUUUGACCUAAUCACUCUACCUUAAGCCAGGGCAUCUUUUUUUUGGAGUAUAAAAGCACUUCGGUGAGAACUUGAAGUCUGUCGGUGUGAGUCGGCCAGAGAUAGAAGACAGUAGAAGAGUCCCAAACUUUAUCAGCAACUGAAAGAAUAAGGCUAUACAACAACACCCAAAAAAAUGGCAGAUCAAUGGGGAGAUGCGAUGUUCGCAGCCCGGCGAAGGGGAGACGACACAACGCGGGAAGCGGCCUUUGUAUACACCAACAGCAAUAACACCAAGGAUCCCUUUGAGGGACCCAACUAUCACAUUGCCCCUCGAUGGGUGUACAAUGUUGCAACACUCUGGAUGUUCUUUGUGGUCGUCGCCUCAGUCUUCACCAAUGGCCUGGUGCUGGUGGCCACAGCCAAAUUCAAGAAGCUCCGUCACCCUUUAAACUGGAUCUUGGUCAACCUCGCUAUAGCUGAUCUUGGAGAGACUCUUUUGGCCAGUACCAUCAGUGUCAUCAACCAGGUUUUCGGUUACUUUAUCCUCGGACACCCCAUGUGUAUUUUUGAGGGCUAUGUGGUCUCUACAUGUGGUAUCGCUGGUCUGUGGUCUUUGACUGUAAUCUCAUGGGAGAGAUGGGUGGUCGUCUGCAAACCAUUUGGAAAUGUCAAGUUCGAUGGUAAAUGGGCAUCUGCUGGAAUAAUUUUCUCCUGGGUUUGGGCUGCAUUCUGGUGUGCACCCCCCAUCUUUGGGUGGAGCAGGUAUUGGCCUCAUGGUCUUAAGACGUCCUGCGGUCCUGAUGUCUUCAGUGGAAGCGAGGACCCUGGUGUUCAAUCUUACAUGAUUGUACUGAUGAUCACCUGCUGUAUUCUCCCUCUAGGCGUCAUCAUUCUCUGCUACAUUGCUGUGUGGUUGGCCAUUCGUGCUGUCGCUCAGCAGCAGAAAGAUUCUGAGUCUACACAGAAGGCAGAGAAGGAAGUGUCCAGAAUGGUGGUUGUCAUGAUCCUGGCCUACUGUGUUUGCUGGGGACCUUACACGUUCUUUGUAUGCUUUGCAUCAGCAAACCCAGGCUAUGCCUUCCAUCCAUUGGCGGCAGCCAUGCCAGCCUACUUUGCCAAGAGCGCGACCAUCUACAACCCCAUUAUCUACGUCUUCAUGAAUCGACAGUUCCGUGUGUGCAUCAUGCAGCUCUUUGGAAAGAAGGUGGAUGAUGGUUCUGAGGUCUCCACAUCCAAAACAGAAGUUUCCUCUGUGGCUCCUGCAUAAGCCACACAUCGAAUCUCAGAGCAAGGAACCUGAGCCAGAUCACGUUGGAAAUGAGAUCAAAAUGGGACUUUUUAUAUUCCUUGUUUGCCCUCACCAUUUGACGACUACGCUUCCAGAUAUUUCCCCCAGAGAGAUGAGGAAUGCAUUGUUGCAUGGUAGUGUGUGUGUUCAAACAUUACUUUCUCUACAGCCUGCUGUGGGGCAUACGAUCCGCAGAAAUGACUUCAAGAAAUGUUACAGUUUUGAUAGCAUUCAAUUUUCCACACAGUCACUAGCCGCUUUGGCGGCUAUGCGACACUCCAACCAACAGUGAAAACAAAUCACCUCAUAUUGUACAAAUGUUUUUGGCUUGACUUUCAAUGGUGAUGUAAUGUCUCUGUAACCUUAAUUUUGUAGCCAUCUUGCAAGAAAACAAAAAUGACAAAAAAAGUUAUAGAUAGAUGCCUGCCCAUGUACAGCAUGUAAUAUGGUUCUAUUUUGAUGAAAAUAAAAAAAAACAAGCACAAUAAAAACAAAGUGUUCAUUUAUUUUGAUCUCUUA